Molecule: messenger RNA, 2164 nt
Organism: Ostrinia nubilalis (European corn borer)
Lineage: Eukaryota; Metazoa; Arthropoda; Insecta; Lepidoptera; Crambidae
Gene: Cth
Product: cystathionine gamma-lyase
Exons: 8
Coding region: 158-1342 (394 amino acids)
Biological process (GO): transsulfuration
Cellular component (GO): cytoplasm
Molecular function (GO): pyridoxal phosphate binding; carbon-sulfur lyase activity
Source: RefSeq, a predicted model, not a curated record
UCACUGCGUACGUCAAGCCAGUCCUUUUCACGGUUUCAUUCCGGCCGGUGUGUUUAUCCAUAGUGUGGCCAAGUUAUCUUCUGUCGUAAAUACAAAACGGUUUUAAAUUCACAAAUCAAUUUAAGUUACUCGUGCUUUCAACCAAUUUUUAAACAAGAUGGACAACCAAGGUUUUUUGAAAGACAAAGUGGGUUUUGCUACUAUCGCCAUUCAUGCCGGCCAGGACCCGGAGAAGUGGAACUCAGCAGCUGUCGUGCCCCCCAUCGUAACGUCGACAACAUUCAAGCAGCCAGCACCUGCAGAACAUACUGGAUUCGAAUACGGAAGAUCUGGUAAUCCUUCAAGGAAUACGUUAGAGGAAUGCCUAGCAGCUCUCGAUGGAGGCAGUCACGCAUUGACGUUUGCUUCUGGUUUGGCCACAACCAACACAUUGGUGGCAUUGCUUAACAAAGGUGACCAUGUAUUAUCCAUUGAUGAUGUGUAUGGCGGCACAAACAGACUAUUCAGAAAUGUCACGACAAGACAAGGCAUUGAAGUUUCUUUUACAGACUUUACGGAUACAAAUAAAGUGAAAAAUGCCAUUCAAGAUAACACGAAAAUGAUUUGGUUAGAAACGCCGACGAACCCUUUGCUGAAAGUGGUAGAUAUUGCGGCAGUGGUCAAAUUGGUCAAGAGCAUUCGCGGGGACAUUCUAGUUGUGGUCGACAACACUUUCUUGACAUGCUACCUGCAAAGACCGCUGGACUUCGGCGCAGAUAUAGUGAUGUACUCAUUGACAAAAUACAUGAAUGGACACUCUGACGUCAUCAUGGGGGCUGCGAUUGUUAAAGACAGCGCACUCAACGAUAAACUAAGGUUUUUACAAAACGCAAUGGGAGCAGUUCCAUCGCCGUUUGACUGCUACUUGGUCAACAGGAGUUUGAAAACAUUAGCACUAAGGAUGGAGCGACACAGAACGUCUUCUUUGGCGAUAGCAAAAUGGUUGCAGAAACACCCUAAAAUCACUGAAGUUAUGCACCCAGGUUUACCCACACACCCGCAGUACGAAAUAGCGAAGAAACAAACAAGUGGACACUCUGGCGUAUUUAGCUUCAACCAUUCGGGUGGUCUCAAAGAAUCCAGGAAGUUUUUAAUGUCGCUAAAAGUAUUCACGUUGGCUGAAAGUUUGGGAGGCUACGAAAGUCUUGCUGAACUACCAUCGCUGAUGACACACGCUUCAGUACCGGCCGAGCAGAGAGCAGAACUUGGAAUCACGGACUCGUUGAUUCGACUCUCAGUCGGGCUAGAGGACACUGAGGAUCUGAUCGAAGAUUUGAAGCAGGCUCUUGAUGCCAGUUUCUGAGAUUAGCCGAAAUGUUUUUAUCGUACAUCGACAUCACAUUACAGUGAACUUUUAUGUUGCAAAAUAACACCUAGGUCUAGCGCUUGACUCAGUCAGUGCCCGAGGUAUGGGAGAGGCACGGGAGGGGUUUUUUGUAACGUCAAACGUCACAUUUGUAUGCUCUUUUACGUUAUAAAUUAUGUCAAUGUCACCCCACCCGUGCCGCUGCCAUACCUCAGGCACUGACUAUGUUUUUUAUUCAAUUUUAAAUUUUUAAUAAUAUAAAAUCGGUUCCUUAUAGGUAACAAUUUUAUUUAUAAUUUUUUCACAAGACCUAGAUAAAAUUUAGGUUUUUUAUUAGAUAAUGAACAAGAACGGUUUUAUGAUCUUAUUUUGUACAGUAUUUCUAGCAUCAGUGAUAUGUCUGCAUUCCUUAUGAAGCUGUAUCAAAUAGAAUAUUAAAUUAACUACAUGUUAUCAAUUCAAUAAAAUUAAAAGUGCUGUUAUGUGUUCGUUCCUACUCGCUUGAGAACGGCUGGACCGAUUUGACAAUAUUUUAAAAUUAUGUAUCACAAUAGUCUGAAUUGGGGUUUGUGCUCGAAUUGUACAAACAAAUUGGAAGAUUCCCGUUUUUUAAGGGGAAAAAAUUAGGUAUUUUUUAUAUGGCAUUUUCUACCAAUAUUAACGUCUAUCGGAUCAGCAAUAACGUCUCUAUUACAUGUUCAAAAACGACAAUAUUAGACUAAUUUUAAGAUCUGAAAUACAAAUAACUUUAUGCACUGUUAAUCUGCAUCGAUAGACAACAAAAUAAUGGAUUGUUAUUAAAUAUAUAUUUAUUAUCAA